Molecule: messenger RNA, 670 nt
Organism: Odontomachus brunneus
Lineage: Eukaryota; Metazoa; Arthropoda; Insecta; Hymenoptera; Formicidae
Exons: 3
Coding region: 69-542 (157 amino acids)
Biological process (GO): mitochondrial electron transport, cytochrome c to oxygen
Source: RefSeq, a predicted model, not a curated record
UUAUGAUUGCUCAUAAAAAAAGAAUAACAUAUAUUGAAUUUAAUUUAUAAAAUUAUAUAUAGAAUUUAAUGUAUAAAAUUAUAUGUACUUCACUGAAGCUGUUUUCGUCGCGCAUGCGUGGAAAAGCGGGCUUAUCUGGGAUCACUGCUUCAGUAGUUCCUUCGUUUGUUGGUAACGUUGGUUGCGCAACUGUAAAGAUGCCGUUUUAUCAAUUUAAUUCGUUCACUGGUAGUUUAAAGCCGUCUACUAAUUUUCAACCAUUCUUUCCUAUUAAGACAGAACGAGUAAUGAUUUAUGAUACCGUCAAAACCAAACCAGCAGUUGUCACAUCUACAGCUGGUUAUUGCACUAACAAACCACGUACUUUGGAUCCAAAAAUGUGGGCAAAAUACAAGCAUUUCCAGGCUAAUUUGGACAAGCCAGUCUAUUUAAUGGGUGGCAAAAAGGAUAAGAUAUUGUUUGGGUUCACUGUUGCAUAUGUUGGACUUUGUACAAUGCAAUCAUUCUAUUUCUUGAUUAAAGAGGGUUACUUGGGAAGCUAAUAAGAACAUGUAUAGAUAAUAAGAUAGUCUUUUCUGGUAUAACAAUUAUGUAUAUUAACAGCACAAGUAAUGCUGGAACAAUGUAAUGAGUUACAUCAAAUUAAAAAUCUGUCUCAAUUAAUAACCUA